Messenger RNA from Miscanthus lutarioriparius, 873 nucleotides. The record is from the annotation of a GenBank genome assembly. NCBI's taxonomy places the organism in Eukaryota, Viridiplantae, Streptophyta, Magnoliopsida, Poales, Poaceae.
AUGGAGGCGCUCCGGACCGCGGAGGCGGAGCUCACGGUGUACGUGCACCCCUCCAACACCAAGCGCGUCCGGCACGCCGUCAACCGCCAGCUCAGCGCGCUCCUCUUCACGUAUGACAACCGUUUUGAUGGCGUGUUGCUGACGCAUGAAGUUGCAUUCCAUCUUGGCAAUGACAAAGAGGGCAAACCCAAGAAAGAUGAAAAUGGUGAACCCAAAGAUGAAAGUGGUGAACCCAAAUCUUGUGUCAAAGGCAAAAUCAAAGAUGGAAGUGGUGAACCCAAAGAUGAAAGUGGUGAACCCAAAGAUGAAAGUGGUAAACCCAAAAUUUGUGUCAAAGGCAAAAUCAUGAAUGGCUUGGUGCCAUAUUUCGGUGUCCAAGUGCGUGCCAAUCUGCUUCUCUUCUCUCCCCAACCGGACAUGAUCCUUGAAGGGACGGUUGAAAUGCUUGGAAAGGAGUCAAUCCAUGCCAUUGUUUUAGGGGUUUUCUCAGUGGCAAUUAUGUCUGAAGAUAUCCGUGAAAAGUUCAAAUUCAAAAGGAAAAGUGAAGGAGGGAAAUUUGCGAGCCGCACAGAUAAAAAGCACGUGAUUAAAAGAGGAACAAUGAUAAGGUUUUCUGUCAAAAGGGUGGAUACAGAAAUGAAUUGUCAUAUUACUGGAUCAUUAAUCCCACCUCACACUGGAUGCAUGCGUUGGUUGUCAGUACAUGACACUGAAUAUGCAUCAGAACUCAAAAGUGAUGAAAGUAGAUCAAGGGAUACAAGCACCAAAAUUGAGCAGAAUAAACAAGAACACAGAAUACUCAAGAAUGAAGAUGGCAUGGUGAAAUCUGAACAGCCAUAUAAGUCCCGAAAGAGGCGGCACAUUGAGGAAUGA